This is a messenger RNA of Ostrinia nubilalis (European corn borer), 8304 nucleotides long. RefSeq names its product suppressor of cytokine signaling 5-like (gene SOCS5). Lineage: Eukaryota; Metazoa; Arthropoda; Insecta; Lepidoptera; Crambidae. The transcript is spliced from 12 exons. Gene Ontology annotation, cellular component: phosphatidylinositol 3-kinase complex. Gene Ontology annotation, biological process: intracellular signal transduction; phosphatidylinositol phosphate biosynthetic process. The record is from RefSeq and is a predicted model, not a curated record. The coding region runs from base 336 to 1400 and encodes 354 amino acids. Gene Ontology annotation, molecular function: 1-phosphatidylinositol-3-kinase regulator activity.
GAGCGCUGUUAAACAAAAAUGUCAGAAUCAACAAGGAACGACGUAUUUUGACUGCGUGCUAAUUACUAAAAAUUUGUAAAUUACUUUUGUAAAUGUGUAAAUAUCUUGUUUGUUUUACAAGUAUAAAUCAAGUGCCGUAGAUUGGUGAAUAAAUUAAGCAUGUGAGUGGAUGUAUCGUUCCACAAUUGUUUAUUGUGCAGUCGUCAAUCGAGUUCACGUGAAUUAGUGUUACAUUACAACGAAAACGAAGCAGGCAGACGACUUUAUUGCCAAGUUUCUCAAUAGACAUGGUAGUUCGCUGGGCGAACCUCUCAUUGUACGAGUAGAAAACCACCAUGGGUCAACAGACUUCAAGGAAGAGCGGCGAGUGCACAUGCGGUUGCGGCGCGUGGGAGCGGCGCCGCUACGCUGAGUCGCCGAGCAGCGUGCACCGCUACGUCAGCGCCGUCACCGACCGAUGGAGCGGGCGCGAGUGCGCGUGCCGCCGGCGGCGCGCGGCGUGCGUGUGCACCGCCUACCGCCGCGUCAGCGAUCCCGAGCCCUGUCCCGACGACAGACUGGCCGCGGUACUGACGCUUGGAGCCAGGGACCUGCGGCGCGAGCUGGACGCUAUCGUCAUAAACGAAGACGGUGACGCUUUUCGUCGUACCAACGGCGAGCCCACAGCCGAGGUUUACGUGUUAUCCGUCGCGCCUCGAACGGCGGACGGAGAAGCGUCUUCGGAGCGCCGCAGCGACCUGGCUCAGCCGGCGGACGGCUCCAUCCGACUGCAUCCGCAUUUCCAGGUGGUGUGUGGCGAGGAAAUCCGCGCGUUGUUGUUACGCGCGCACGCCGCGCCGCAGCCGCAACCGCCGGCUAAAGUGCACACCCAGGUGGACUACAUCCAUUGUCUGGUGCCGGACCUUCAGCAAAUCACGGCGUGCUCGUUCUACUGGGGCAAGAUGGAUCGCUACGAGGCGGAGCGGCUGCUGGACAACAAGCCCGAGGGAACCUUCCUCCUCCGCGACUCGGCGCAAGAGGAGCACCUAUUCUCCGUCUCGUUCCGCAAGUACGGGCGCUCGCUUCACGCGCGCAUCGAGCACUAUCAGCAUCGGUUCAGCUUUGAUUCGCACGACCCCGCUGUGUUCGCCGCGCCUACUGUCACUGGGCUCAUCGAGCAUUAUAAGGACCCGGCGUGCGUGAUGUUCUUCGAGCCGAUGCUGACGGCGCCGCUCCCGCGCGCGGCGCCCUUCCCGCUCCAGCAGCUGGCCCGAGCUGUGAUUGUCUCGCACACCACCUACGACGGUGUGGAGAAGCUGCCUCUCCCUCUCCGCCUGCGAGCAUACCUCAAGGAGUACCACUACCGGCUGCGGGUGCGCGUGCGCCGCCUUGAGCCCGACCUCUUCCCGCCGCACUGCUGAGGCGCCGCCUGCGCGCUGCCGCACUGCCAGCGCGCCGCGCUGUGGCGCUGACACAACCGCUGUCUGCUGUCCAGGCACGCUGGACACACUGAGUUGACGGUGUUGGACUGGCUGGCUAGACACUGUGUUUAAACUGGCGCUGGACUGUGUUAAUGAGUGAUAACUGUGCAAUUGAGUGAUUACUGAGUGACUUAAUGAUUACCCCUUGUGCGACUUAGUGACAACCCCUUGUGCGACUUAAUGACAAUCCCUUGCGCGACUUAUAAGUCGUCUAUAGACAACCCCCUGUGCGACUGAAUGAGUGAGUGACAUAACACCUGUUCCCGCCGCACUGCUGAGGCGCCGCCUGCGCGCUGCCGCACUGCCAGCGCGCCGCGCUGUGGCGCUGACACAACCGCUGUCUGCUGUCCAGGCUGUCUGAGAAGACAGUGCUCGACUGGAUGGCUAGACACUGUCUAUAAACUGGCGCUGGACUGUGUUAAUGAGUGAUAACUGUGCAAUUGAGUGAUUACUGAGUGACUUAAUGAUUACCCCUUGUGCGACUUAGUGACAACCCCUUGUGCGACUUAGUAAUAACCCCUUGUGCGACUUAAUGACAAUCCCUUGCGCGACUUAUAAGUCGUCUAUAGACAACCCCCUGUGCGACUGAAUGAGUGAGUGACAUAACACCUGUUCCCGCCGCACUGCUGAGGCGCCGCCUGCGCGCUGCCGCACUGCCAGCGCGCCGCGCUGUGGCGCUGACACAACCGCUGUCUGCUGUCACGGAGUGCCAGCAGCUGUGGGAAAACUACGCUGGACUGGCUGGCUAGACACUGUCUAUAAAGUGGCGCUGGACUGUGUUAAUGAGUGAUAACUGUGUGACUUAGUGAUAACCCCUUGUGUGACUGACGGACAACUCCUUGUGCGACUUAUAGACAACCCCUUUCGCGACUUAUAGACAACCCCUUGUGCGACUUAUCUGUAGUGCUCUGUCAGCCCUGUGUGAAUGAGUCAAAACAGGCCAUGUAACUGACAGAUUACUCCUUGUGUAAAUGCUGAAAACCUGCUAUACAACUAACUUAUAAUUACUAACUACUCUUACUUAUUUUUAACUACUUGUGUCUGACUGACUGACUGAUGAAUAACCCCUUGAAUGAAUGACGAGUAACCCCUUGUGUGACUUACUGAUAACCCCUUAUGUGAGUGACUGACUGAUAUUAACCCCUUAUAAAAUAGAUCGAUAACCCCCCUGUGUGAAUGUGAUUUUUCGUGGGGGUUCACCCCUUUCGUUAAGGACUAACUGGACUAACAACAGUGGACUGUAGAACCAGCGCAACGUAUUGCUUGCUAGCAAUGUGCGACAGUGAUUCAGCGAUGCAGUGUACAGUGACAGUAGUGCCACCAAACCCACGUGUGUGACUUACGAUGGCUGGCACAGUGUUAAAGUGCGAUGUUAAAGAAUAGUGACUAAAACAGUUCAACAUUAAUAUAUGGAGUAUCGUUGACCUAUGCAUAAGUCAACAAAUCUUUUUUGUGUCUGGUUUUGUGACACUCGAAUGGUGUUGAAGUUUAGUAUCUCAUCAUAUCACCAAGGCGUUCAGCAAAAAACAAGAUCUACCAAUAGGGUGACAGUACUAAACUGGGAUAUGGAAGAAUGGAAUCCCCAAACGUAUGGUACAUGGACCCAUCAUAACAGUAUCUUCAGUGACAGAAGUAUUAUGCAAUUUGGUGCCAUAUUGCUGACACAAAAAGAGCUACAUUAGACUAGCAGUGAAACUGGAGUAAAUAUACUUCAAAUCAGUGGGCCAAUAAUAGCCUGAGCUUAUAAAAAUGGAUACUACGGGACUAUUCCCACCGCUGCAACUCCUGUGUAGCCAGGAUCUACAGCUUGGCCGCCGAUAACCCAACCAGUGAAGGUCAAGUUUGUCCUGGGGGGAAAUGGACACUAACAACAGUAUAAAUUAUCGUUGAUAAUCAGUAAGGUACUUGAAAAUACCUAUUCCUGCUAAGAUAUUGGUUAAUCUCAGUUUAUCAAGAGAAAUUAUGAACAGCUGUUGGGAAUUUGAACUGCGCACGGAUAAUAAAGAACAUAAUGAGCCUUGCUCAAUUUACCAUGAGUAUUAUACUAUUUAAAAUAUUCGUUUGGCCAUUAUAACAUAGAUAGAGUGUGCCUACCGUAUGAUGAUGUUGAAAUAUCGGAUGAAUUAUCGAAGUGAGUUAUGAGAAACACAGUAUUCUGUGUUAAUGAAAAGUGAUUUGAAAGUGAUUUAGAAAUUAACGAAUAAAUUGUAGCUCAAUAUAAAAAUGUGUCAUAAAAAUUUAAAUAGACGUUACAUUGAAGAAACUACUUGUAAAUUGGUAAGACCGUCCUUCGUACGUUGGUGAGACAAUUCAGUAAUAUUAACGGAUAAAUCAUGGUAAAAUCAAUACAAAUAUACUAAACUACGAGAAUAUUAUAAUGUGUGUAUAUUAACAGAGGAUAUAGUAAAUAACUAUAUUUUAUACUAGUGUAAUGGAUAUGUACAUAAGACUAUGUACAGGCAAGUGUUUGCUUGUGAAGUUAAAGUGUCAUUAAAUUUAAUUUUUUAUAAGUUAGCAAAAUUAUUUGUCUAAUUCUGUGCCUUUCAUAAGUCUCAUAUCUUCAAAGGGCUUAGUGUGAGUUUACAUCAAAAACCGUCACUAGUGAGCUUGUUAAUAAAAAUUAUGAAGAUUUAAGUUCUUGAAAGUUUCCGCUAGGGGCGCUGUACAAUCCGUCAUACAUUUAAUGUCACUUUUAUACGCAGCGACAUCGAAUGCGUUUGACGUAAACUUACGCUACGCCCCCAUUUCAUUAACAUUUAACGAUCAGCGCUUCAAAAUAGAAUGUUACAUUAUCUUAUAGUCUGAGUAGGCGCACACCGUUGAUUUUUCGUCGGCCGAUAGUUUAGUCGGGCAGUUGAUCAGUAUGGGCAUGUAUGGGAGUGCGCACACUACGCCGAUUCGAUUUGGCCGAUUCUUCAUACAAAUUAAAAUCGGGCAUAACUAUCGGCCAACUAAAAAUCAACGGUGUGCGCCUACUCUAACUGUAUAAUUAUUAUUGUAUUUUUAUUUUGUGUAAUUGUUUAAGACCAGCUUACAUAAACCGCUUUCACAUUGGGGCGUUAGAUGCGCGACAGUGGUUUUUUUUAUGAUGUAAAGGCAGACAUCCACUGCCGUAUUUAAAGUAGUAUGAAAUUCAGCAGUGUCUCUGUCGCGCGUUUGUCGCGCUGAUGAAUUCGCCUGAAUGUGAAAGCGUUCUUACAGUCUUAUUCUGUAUUUGAAACGAUGAUUCAAGCCUUUGAUUGGUCUAAAUAUCAAAAUUCAACCAAUCUCAGGUCCGAACCUUGGCAAGCAUCGUUUUAGAAUAACGCUCGUAUUCACAAACAUUACUAUGAGGUCGCACAGUGCGCGUGGACGCACAGGUUGACUCGAACCAAUAUUUUUAAUGCUGUGUGUUUGAUUUGUUGCUUCACUUAAGCAAGAAUCGUUUGUGAAUACGGGCGCAAGAGCCUUUAUAAAGUAACUCUGGGUCUAAACAUAUUUUUUGUACUUGAAGCAUCGAUUAAGGAUUUGCCACACUUAGUGCGGUCUACGGUCAUGUUUGAACCACGUUAUCAAUCGCUAUGCAUCUUGUAUUGAUGCGAUCUGAAAGUGCGGGCACGAGCAAAGAACGCAAACUGACAGGUGCGGGCUGCGUUCAUCUGACCUGUGGCCUAAUUCACGUAUUUUGACAGUCAAGAUCUCGCUGACGUUCAGAAGUCGUCCGAUUGAAAAACAGUUCUAAAUCCGUAUUUACAAGGGUCAUUUUGAUAGAACGAUUACUCGAUAGGAUCGCAACUAUUGUUUUGUUGUCGUCGUGAAUAAGGCUACUGACCUCAGAUCACAAUAUCUAGUGUGACAAAUGCUUUAUAUUUAAGGAAUUUCUACCCAACCAACAGACUAACGCCCGUAUUCACAAACAUUACUAUGAGGUCUCACAGUGCGUGUGGACGCACAGGGUGACACUUGAACCAAUCGCAGAGCUUUUCAACGCUGGGCGUUUGAUUUGUUGCUUCACAAGCAAGCAUCGUUUGUGAAUACGGGCGUAAGACCAUUUGAUACGGUUAUGGUAUGGUUUUCAACUUCUCUGUCUCUGUAUUUAAGUUACUGUAUCUCUCUCACUCACACAUGAGAUGAUAGCAUGAGACAGAUAGAUGAAAAACGAUUACCCAUAUCCCUACCCCAAAACUGCUAAGACGUUGUCCUCUUACUAAUAAAACUAACAGAUUGCUUUAUAAUUUUGUCUCUUUCUUUAUAAUUUCCAAAGAUAGACACAACAUUAAAAGCUGCUGAUGUAUUUUGAAAUUCUUCGAGUAAGCAAAAAAGACUCAUGUCUUUGCGAAUUGUAAUUAAAAAAUACGUCUCAUUAUUUUAUUAGUGAGAGAUAUUUAAUUAUACUGGAUAAUAGUGUAUUUAAUUAAAUAAUCUUACGGCUUGGAAAUCAAGAAUAUAGCUGUCUCUUUUCAACCCAUAUUAUAUGAAAAGGUCAGCUAUAUUGAUUGAAAAAAGUCGACAAACUUGUUUUAAGUUAUGUUCUAAGAAAGAGAAAACAUUUACUAAAGUAAAAAUGUAUUUUUUUUUCAUUUUUUAAUGUAUUUUGUAUUAAUCAUGUUUCAAAAUUGUCUUGGGAGCCAUCAACUAUAAGUAUUUGUACAUAUUGUAUGUAAACGUUAAGUUUGAGCGCCUAGCGAGGUGUUGUUAUGUAUUUUGUGCCUGGACACUAUAUUUGGAGUUUGGAAACAUAAAAUCUUUAAGUUUUACUUUACAGAAGUCAGAGCCCCUCUAAAAUUGGUUGAAAACCAAUUUGGCACGUUAUGUUAUUACAAAGUCCGGUCGCCGAGCAGUCCGAGCACAUAGAAUUUCGUCCAAUGACCCCAAGCUACCCAUCCUUAUGGCUCUAAAAUAUUGCUGUCGCGCUGGCACUCACUGCGGCCGCCGCUCGUAUAAUUACGCGCGACCGAUAAGGAUGGGUAGCUUGGGGUCGUUGGACGAAAUUCUAUCUGCUCGGCGACCGGACUUUAGUAGUGCUAAAUUCAGUCAGUGCCUGAGGUAUGGAAGCGGCACGGGAGGGUGUUAUAGAUGACCCACGCUGAACUGUCCCACCAAACUCAAUGACAGGGGGGCGCUACCAUCAUUCAACUAUAUGGUUUCCAACAUGGCAAAAAUCGGAACCAGCGAUCCGGUAUUGACGGUGGCGCCCCGCUGUCAAUGUCAUGGAUAGGACAGUUCAGUAUUUUGGAACUAUAUUGUGCUGUCAAAUGUCAGCGACACUUCAGAUCUCGUUCAAAUUUGUAUGUUCUAUAACGUCAUAGUUCAACCACCCCUCCCGUGCCUCUCCCAUACCUCAGGCAUUGACUGAGUUAAGCACUUAGACCUAUACAGGGUGUUAGGUAAAUGGGUAUAUGAGCCGACACUAGCCCAUGUUAACAUGGGCAUAUAAAUGGUAUGUUGAAGUCAGAAAUUUGAUAUCUUCAUUUUAAUUAUUUUAAUUUUCAUACAAAAUAAAUUUUAUAAAAUCCGAUUUGUAUGAAAAUUAAAAUAAUUAAAAUGAAGAUAUAAAUUUUCUGACUUCACCAUACCAUUUAUAUGACCAUGUUAACAUAGGCUAGUGUCGGCUCAUAUACCCAUUUACCUAACACCCUGUAUAAUUAUCCUGGAUUGAAAUGAAAUAUUCAACUUCUGUAUAUGUUUCUGAAGUCCAUACAUAGUUGUUGACCACCAUUGAUGAAAGUUGUCUGUACUAAAGUAUAUUUUUGAUAAGAAAAUUUUGUUCGUCUAUUUCUUCUUUCAUAUAAAGUCAGCGUCAAAUAGUUCGUGACCCCAAAGUAGCCAAAAAGUUCGCACGUCUUUGUUACAAUAGGGAUGAUGACUGGGUAAUGAAAUCGAAAUUCUACUUAGUCCGUCAGGCAGAUAAUAAAAAAAAUUUGGACACAUAUUUUUUAAUUUUUUUCAUAAUCGAAUAAUUACAGUAUUAUAUUGAGUUGAAAUGUCGCGUGACGUCACUUUUGAGUAAAAAAUCUACUCAAGCGUGACGUAACGCGCCAUUUCAACUCGAUGUAGCACUGUUAUUAUUUACUUAUGAAAGAAAAUGAAAAAUAUGAGUCUAAUAUUUUCUAAUUAUCUUUCUGACGGACAUAUAAUUGAAAUUUUGUCAUCUAGCCAAUGAGGGCUAUCGUUUUAGCGCUCACCAGUUAGCGCCACUGUAGAGUAAGGUCCUGUCACUUGCUAGUAGCGAAGACAGUGGCACCAACUGGUGAGCGCUAAAGUGGUAGGAGGACUAUCGCAUUUGCACUCAUCAAGAUGGCGCCACUGUAGAGUAAGGUCCUGUCAAUCGCCAGGGGUGCCAACUGUUAAGUAUAAAAACGAUAGCCCUCAUUGGAAUAAGGUUGUGUUGUCAACUUUUUGGCCACUUUGGGUGUCACGAACUAUUUGAUGCUGACUGUACUGCAAUCUGCUUUAAUAUUUAAUUUUAUACUAAGUUAGGGCUACAGAAUAUCGACAAUAUUUAUAUUUACGUUGUAGAAAAAUCUACGAUUAUAGUUCUUUCUUUAGGUAUUUUUUCAUAGGAAAUUUUUGUAUCUAAACUAUCAUGUAAAUUGUAUGUACAAUAUUUUGUAAAUAAAAAGAUAUAUGAAUUAAAUUAUGUACUAAAUUAUCUCUUUCUUUCUAUCUUUCAAUGUAAUUUUUUGUUCUUUACAAGUUUCUUUUUAUAUUUUUGUAAAAUGCGCGUUUUUGUAAAAUUACAAAAUGGUGGUUGACAUAUAAAUGUAGGUACAGAUAUUAUAAUUAAUUACAUAAUACUAUUAUGUGAUAGUAUUGGAAGUGCAUAAUAAUAUGUUCUUUAAAAUAUAUAAAAAGUAUUAUUAUA